AUGGGGUACAGUCCACACUAACAUCUCCCACGACACCAGGUCUACCAGAACAUGCGCUGACAAUCCCUUUUCACAGUAUCUCUCGUGACUCCCGUCACAAGCGCAGCGCCACUGGUGCCAAGCGCGCAUACUAUCGCAAGAAGAGGUAUGCAUAACCCGAUUGUCUCCCACGCUUCGCACCAUCCUGAUGUGAAGCCAGAGCUUUCGAGAAGGGCCGCCAGCCCGCCAACACCCGUAUCGGCGCCAAGCGUGUCCACCUCGUCCGCACUCGUGGAGGAAACCGCAAGUUCCGUGCUCUGCGUCUCGACUCGGGCAACUUCUCCUGGGGUAGCGAGGGCAUCUCCCGCAAGGUCCGCGUGAUCGCUGUGGCUUUCCACCCGUCCAACAACGAACUCGUCCGUACCAACACCCUCACCAAGUCCGCCGUUGUCCAGGUCGACGCUGCGCCAUUCCGACAAUGGUACGAGGCACACUACGGCGCCUCGCUGGGCCGUAGACGCCAGAAGGCAGGAGAGGGUCAGGAGGAGACCAAGAAGAGCAAGAGCGUCGAGAAGAAGCAGGCCGAGCGCACCAAGGCCACCGGCAAGGUAGAGUCCGCCCUGGAGCGCCAGUUCGAGGCUGGUCGUCUGUACGCCGUUGUUGCCUCCCGUCCUGGCCAGAGCGGUCGUGUCGACGGCUACAUCCUGGAGGGCGAGGAGCUCGCUUUCUACCAGCGUGCUAUCAGAAAGUAG
Lecanosticta acicola is the source of this 731-nucleotide messenger RNA. The record is from the annotation of a GenBank genome assembly. Lineage: Eukaryota; Fungi; Ascomycota; Dothideomycetes; Mycosphaerellales; Mycosphaerellaceae.